Cataglyphis hispanica is the source of this 338-nucleotide messenger RNA. Its product is annotated as mitotic-spindle organizing protein 1-like. Lineage: Eukaryota; Metazoa; Arthropoda; Insecta; Hymenoptera; Formicidae. The record is from RefSeq and is a predicted model, not a curated record. Gene Ontology annotation, cellular component: interphase microtubule organizing center; spindle; centrosome. Gene Ontology annotation, biological process: mitotic spindle assembly; microtubule nucleation by interphase microtubule organizing center; gamma-tubulin complex localization.
AGGAACGGAAACGAGCCAGCAUGCCGGAGCCUGUGAAUCACCAGGUGAAUGCCGCUCGUAAGACGUUCCGAACCUUAUACCAAAUCUCCAAGCUACUGAACACAAAUCUUGAUGAGAACACUCUGAGCAUUUGCAUUAGGCUAUGUGAAAACGGAGUAAACCCGCAGCUCGCUACUGUAGUGAAGGAACUUCAGCGAGAAGUCAAAGCGAUGAAUGACACACAAUUGGAAUUUGCGAGUAAGACAAAUGCGACUAAAUGAACCCAAACAAGUAUGACACUGUUGUCCUCCCACAUAUUUUAUAGAACUUAUGUUAUUCAAUAAAUAUUUUUAAAUAUA